Molecule: messenger RNA, 1567 nt
Organism: Phoenix dactylifera (date palm)
Lineage: Eukaryota; Viridiplantae; Streptophyta; Magnoliopsida; Arecales; Arecaceae
Product: homeobox-leucine zipper protein HOX16
Biological process (GO): positive regulation of DNA-templated transcription
Cellular component (GO): nucleus
Molecular function (GO): DNA-binding transcription factor activity, RNA polymerase II-specific; sequence-specific DNA binding
Source: RefSeq, a predicted model, not a curated record
CCCGUCCAAUGAACUUUAGCCGCGAAGCCCUCCACGAUAAAAGAUAGAACUCGAGAGAGAAUCUCUCUCCGAUUCCGGCCACCAUAUCCCCUCCUAAUCCCUAGCGCUCUCGGCGCUAUUUCCCGUCUUAUUUUCUUCGUCGCCGGCUUCUGAGGUUACCACCGGCACACCUCCUCGCCGGAGGUGAGGGUUCGUUGGGUUGGCUUCUCUCCCCCACCCUUCUCCUGGUGCUUGAUGGGAUUUUCUCUCUUCCCGAUGAAGACGUCGACGCGACUCCUGUGGAGUACCAGCUUCUUUCGCCACAAGACCGUGGUGUUCUUCUAAAACAGCCCGAUCGAUCGAAGAGAAGACUAUAUAUAGCUUGAUAUAUAUUACAAGAAGAUAAAUCAGUGUGUACGUAGUACAGGGGGAGAGGGAGGUCCCUCCGGCGAUCGUUCAGAUCUGAGAAUCAGACAUGGAUUCCGGCCGUCUGAUCUUUGAUUCCCCUUCUUCUCAUCAUGGUCAGAUGCUUUUUCUGGGCGGCGGCAAUCCGAUCUUUCGAGGGGCGAGAUCGGUGCUGGGGAUGGAUGAGGGGGCGAACAAGCGGCGGCCCUUCUUCACCUCCCCCGACGAGCUCCUGGAAGAAGAGUACUACGACGAGCAGCUGCCGGAGAAGAAGCGCCGCCUCACCCCCGAGCAGGUGCACCUGUUGGAGAGGAGCUUCGAGGCGGAGAACAAGCUGGAGCCGGAGCGGAAGAGCGAGCUGGCGCGGAAGCUGGGCCUGCAGCCCAGGCAGGUGGCGGUGUGGUUCCAGAACCGCCGCGCCCGCUGGAAGACCAAGCAGCUCGAGCGCGACUUCGACCGUCUCAAAUCCUCCUACGAUUCCCUCCUUGCCGACCACGACUCUCUCCUCAAAGACAACGACCGCCUCCGUUCCCAGGUGAUCUCGCUGACGGAGAAGCUCCAGGCGAAGGAGCUGGAGGCCGCGGGGGCAGCCGCGGGGCUGAAGCCGGACGAUCAGGCGGCGUCCAGCGCGGAUCACGCGGCCCUGAACGUCCAUCAGCUGAAGUCGGAGGACCGGCUUAGCACGGGGAGCAGGGGGAGUGCAGUGGUGGACGGGGACGGGCCCCCGCACCUGGUCGACAGCAGCGGCGAGUCCUUCUUCCCCGAGAGCUACCCCUGCGUGGGACCCGUCGACGGCAGCGUCCAGUCAGAGGAGGACGACGGCAGUGACGAAGGCUGCAACUACUAUCCCGACGGCAUGUUCGCGGAGCACCGCCACCCCGACGAGGAGGCGGCCCAGCUCGACUGGUGGGUUUGGGGCUGAACGGGAACAACAAUUGGAGAUGGCCCCCCGUCUUCUUCUUGUUUCCUCUCUCCUUCUUCUCGCUGCUAUCAUCGUCGCCGCCGCCACUAUCCAGUAUUAUUAAGCGUCGUCUAUAUGAGUUAGUAUUACUGCUGGAUGUGAAAGUUAUUGUCCAACUAUGAUGGUACGUUAUGUAUAUCAUAAGUGAAUGGCUGGAAUAGUGACUGAAUAAAAGUGCUUAAGGAACGACCUAUGCAUUUUGAUUUUAAUUUGUUUUUGGAA